AAGAACACUUGCUCAAACAUUUAGUCUAGUAUCACUGCAAGAAACGUUUGAUCCCACUGGCACAGAGGAAUAUUUGGCACAUCAAAAACCUCAGUCAAUUGCAGGUUUUAGAAAAUUGUUCACAGCUUUCAAGAAAAUUAAUAUAAUCUACCUUAACAUUCAGAUGCAUUGAUGGCUGACUCAACUGCAGGCAUUGAUAAUGUCACCAGGACAAACUCCUCUAGCAACACCACAUGCCAGCUAUCCUCAAACACCUUGGCAAUGUUCACAAUGGUUGCCUAUUCAUUAAUAUGUACUGUCGGAAUCACGCUCAAUAGCCUAGCUUUCUGGGUGUACUUCUGUCACAUUCCCAGCAGCAACAGCAUCAUCAUCUACUUAAAGAACCUGGUCAUAGCCGAUUUCCUGCUGAUCCUGAUGUUGCCAAUAAAAAUUGUCGGAGGGACCCAAGUGGGCUCGGCAGCACUGGCAAAAAUCUACUGCAAUUUCACAUCGUGUAUCCUCUACCUGAACCUGUAUUCGAGCAUUCUCUUCCUGGGAUAUAUCGCAGCCACACGAUACUUAAAAAUUGUAAAACCACUCAAGAUUUAUGCGUUUCACAAAGUGAAGUCCGCAAAAAUUAUUGCUGGCCUAACAUGGAGUGUGCUUCUCAGCUUUGGAUUUUCUUACAUGCUCCUGACACUGAAAAACUCAUCCCAGAACAGACCGAAAGCCACAGCAACAUGCUUGGACUCGAGAAAAGGUUCAGGAAUUUACUGGCACAUCUGUCUUCACGUUGGGGGCACCGUUCUGUUCCUCUGCGUGCUCAUAGGGCUUUGCUUCUUUUACUUUCAAACAGCAAAGCGUCUCGACAAGUCUCCAUCUCCAAGCUCACUCAAGAAGCAAGCCAAGGCGAAGAACAACAUUCUAAUCCUUCUCGCCGUCUUCUUGGUGUGUUUUGUACCCUACCACACUGCAAGGCUUCCUUAUAUUUUGAGUCAGAUAAAUGUCAUCUCCGGAUGUUUCUGGAGAAAGACGCUCUACCACUUGAAAGAAUCAGCCAUCGUUCUGUCAACACUGAAUGCCUGCUUUGAUCCAGUGAUCUACUUCCUGUUUUGCAAGGCAUUCAGGUCAAAGUUAGGCCUGGAGAAAAUGUCAAAGGACAGUGAUUCACAUAAUGAACUGUCCUUACACGCUAAUGCCACACAUUCUGUACAUGACAAAUCAAGCAGCAGCCAUAUUAAAGUGUGAAAGAACCUAACAGCAAUCUUGCACAAUCACCCUAAACCUGCUAUUGUUCUAUUAUUCCAAUUACCGAGGAAGAAAUAUAUAUAUAUAUAUCUUUAGAAAGUGUAAAAAGUUUUUUCAGCAGGAAAAACCAGAACAUUGCAUUUAUAAUAACGUCUAAUGCAAAAGUGCAUCAGAGCAGAAGCAUUAUUUUUGAAGGUGCCCAGUUUUUUGUUAUUUAAAAUGACAAACAGUGGCCAAGUUUCACGUAGCAAGGUGCCCUAAAACAAUACGAAGCUAAAUUGUGACAAUCUUCCACUGGCGGUGUCAGCUCAGGAAUACAUGUCGAUCAAAGAAGUUUUUUCAGAUUCCAACUUGAAACAUACACCAUCAUGUCUGGGACGACACUUAGCAGCAACAGCAGGAUUCACCACGGUUUAUUCUUUUGGUGUGGACUCCUUGCAUCUACAACCACACUCCCCAGUGGAUCAUUUGGCCCAGCCAUUAUACGAAUACAGAUGACCACAACACUAGCUUCUACGGUCCUCAGAUCUAAAUAGCCUCGUGUUGUUUUAAAUCAUUUGUCAAAUGCUCUAGACUUUGUGACGUGGCAAGUUUCAAUAUACUGUGCUGAGUUGGCAUAAGCAUUCGCUUUGCAAAAGGAAAGGGAGCUGGUGGUGAAUUUAUGUCUGAACAUUAGAAAUGCUCACAUUGUUACCGACAUUGGUAGUAAUUAGUUGUUAAGGUGGAGGAAGGCUGGCAUUUUUUUUAUAUAGAAUACCUACAGUGUGGAAACAGGCCCUUCAGCCCAACAAGUCCACACCGACCCACAGAGCAUCCCACCCAGACCCAUCCCCCUAAUCUACACAUCGCUGAACACUACAGGCAAUUUAGCAUGGACAAACCACCAAGCCUGCACAGCUUUGGGCUGCGGGAGGAAACCGGAGCACUCAGAGGAAACCCACGCAGACACGGGGAGAAUGUGCAAACUCCACACAGAGAGUCGCCCGAGGCUGGAAUCGAACCCAGGUCCCUGGCGCUGUGAGGCAGCAGUGCUAGCCACUGAGCCACUGUGCCACCCCUAAGUACACAUCCAUGCACCAAGCUUCUUGCAUCUCAUUUUACAAAAAUUACUGUACCGAUACCGAAACAUUAAAAGUGAUGAGGUACUUACUGGGUGACAGUCUUCUGCAAUUACAAUGAAACAAAUAUUACAGGAGAAUUGUAUGUAUGUUCAG
Stegostoma tigrinum is the source of this 2441-nucleotide messenger RNA. RefSeq names its product P2Y purinoceptor 14-like. Gene Ontology annotation, molecular function: G protein-coupled purinergic nucleotide receptor activity. Gene Ontology annotation, biological process: G protein-coupled receptor signaling pathway. Gene Ontology annotation, cellular component: membrane. The transcript is spliced from 2 exons. Lineage: Eukaryota; Metazoa; Chordata; Chondrichthyes; Orectolobiformes; Stegostomatidae. The record is from RefSeq and is a predicted model, not a curated record. Bases 172 to 1227 code for a protein of 351 amino acids.